Messenger RNA from Antrostomus carolinensis (chuck-will's-widow), 932 nucleotides. RefSeq names its product denticleless protein homolog. The annotation marks the transcript as partial. Lineage: Eukaryota; Metazoa; Chordata; Aves; Caprimulgiformes; Caprimulgidae. The record is from RefSeq and is a predicted model, not a curated record. The transcript has 2 exons.
GACCACCAGCCAGCCCACAGAGUACUCCUGCCAAGGCCUUCACAGUGGGCAGCCCGUGCGUUUCCUCACCACGGCCGGCUGCCUGUGCUCCCAUUUAUUCUGGAGACCUUCCCCUGUCUACAAACACUCUGACGGGCGCUCUCAAAACCCAGACGGCCGCAGCCUGCACCCCAGCCAAGCAGAGCAGAGCCAGCCCAUGUGCUUCUCCCAAACUGAUCCCUUCCUCAAAAAUGUCCAUUAAACACUGGGUUACAAGGACUCCAUGCUCUUCUCCUCCAGAAGUGGGGAAAAAGGCUCCUUCUCCUAGAAAAGCCCUGGCAGAAGUCACCCAAGGUCUCCAAGAAGCCACUUGCCCUCCGAAAGCCCCGCACUCACAGUUUGAAAAGCGUGCCAAGAGAAGGCUUGACUGCAGCAAGGAGGACGAUAUGGGGCAGAAGUGUCUUCAGGCUUGUAGCUGUGUAACUGAACUGGACCAUGCAGCUAAGAAAUCCAAGAUGAAUUUAUGUCACUUGGCUGCAGACCAAAAAGCUUGUGAUGAAGGCUCUCUUAGCCUGGAUGACUUGGAUAAUGACCGCGAAGGCUCAAGCUGCAGCCCAAAAGAGUCUUCUUUUCCUGGAAGCUGUGUUAAUCCAUCAGGUGUUCAAACGCUCCCCCAUCUUUUCAGAUCUCCAUGCAGGAAAGACACUGAGGUAGUAGAUAAAGAGAAUAAUUCACCUGAAAGAAAAAAUUGGUUGUCUGCUCUGGGAGAGAAGCUCCGGACUGGCAGAGCUGGCAGCCAGAGUGCAUCAAACAGCCCCCCAUCAUCUUGCAGUCCUGGUGCCAAAAGACAGGAGGCUGUGACAGCGGACACUUCGCUGAAAACUGCUGCAACCACUUCAGUUUCCAUGAGGAAGAUCUGUACAUACUUCCACAGAAAACCACAGAAUGACUGA